CUCGCCGGGCACCGCGGCCUCGCCCUCCGCCCCUGCGCCCCGCCGCCCAGGCCGCCGCCCCCCGCCCGCGCCGCCGCCCCCGACGGGGAGGACCAUGGCGAAGGUGGAGCAGGUCCUGAGCCUCGAGCCACAGCACGAGCUCAAAUUCCGAGGUCCCUUCACUGAUGUCGUCACCACCAACCUGAAACUUGGCAACCCAACAGACAGAAAUGUGUGUUUUAAAGUGAAGACCACAGCACCGCGCAGGUACUGUGUGCGGCCUAACAGUGGGGUCAUUGAUGCCGGGGCCUCUCUCAAUGUGUCUGUGAUGUUACAGCCUUUCGAUUAUGAUCCCAAUGAGAAAAGUAAACACAAGUUUAUGGUUCAGUCUAUGUUCGCGCCACCUGACACUUCUGAUAUGGAGGCAGUAUGGAAGGAGGCAAAACCGGAAGACCUUAUGGAUUCAAAACUUAGAUGUGUGUUUGAAUUGCCAGCAGAAAACGCUAAACCACAUGAUGUAGAAAUAAAUAAAAUUAUACCUACAAGUGCAUCCAAGACAGAAGCCCCGGCGGCUGCAAAGUCCCUGCCUUCGUCCCUUGAUGACACUGAAGUGAAGAAGGUGAUGGAGGAGUGCAGGCGGUUGCAGGGGGAGGUGCAGAGGCUGCGGGAGGAGGGCCGACAACUCAAGGAAGAAGACGGGCUUCGGGUGAGGAAGGCGCUGCAGAGCAACAGCCCCAUGGCGGCUCUGGCUGCCCCCGGCAAGGAGGACGGCCUCAGCGCCCGGCUGCUGGCUCUGGUGGUCUUGUUCUUCAUUGUUGGUGUCAUUAUAGGGAAGAUCGCCUUGUAGAGGCCGCAUGCAAAGGAUGGCAGAUUGGAUUGAUGGAUCUACCACAUCAUGGGAUCUCAAUUUAUCAUAACCAUGCGUAAAAAGAAAUUAAUGUAUGACGACAUCUCACAGGUCUUGCCUUUAAAUACCCCUCCCCAUGCACACACAAAUGCACACACAAAUAUAGCAUAAUAUAAUGAUCUUUUAGGAAGUUAAAAAUGUAUAGUAAAUGGAUGGGGGAAGAAUGGUCUGUUACUGAGGGACGCCGUGAUUUCCACAGUGGCAUAUUGUAGCUGUCACAUUAAAUUCGGGUAGGCUUUGGCACAUGUUCCUAGUCACCUCUCUUAAAGCAGAAGCUCUUCCUCACAUGUUGGGGCUGGCCUGUGGGAGCGGGAGUCCUGUGAGGUGGGGUGUGCUGUCCCCUCCACAGCCACCUUGUGCUGCCUAGUCUCACCCAGGCGGCUUCCCCAGGCCUGCUGUUCUGUCCAAGUCAUCGGCUCCUCAGGCAUGCAGAGCUACAGAAGCCAAAACACCUUGCAUGGUGGCCACAUCUUGUGUUCUUGUAGGUCAUGAGUGAGAGACACGAGUCUCUGUGCUCUGCUCUCUUAAAGGGACCAAACUCAGUCUGUUGGUUCGUGUAGUGACACUGAGCUGUUACCAGAGAUGUGUGAUGCACGUCUGCUUACUCAGUGUGUUCAACUCUGCUGUCGCCGAGUGCAGGCAGUGCUGCGGCCUGCACCUCACCUGUGCUGCGGAGUACCAUGGAUACCAUACCAGUGAGGGCGUUGCCGCUGGUGGCACCGUGGUUCCCGGUCUCCGGAGGUCCAAGGGAUGGGGAGAGUCUGAGUCAGGAGACAGCUGCCAGGAAGUGUUUUGUUGUGGAUCAGUAACAACUGUCCCGAAGAGGGACACUCUUUGUAGUGACAGUCAGCUCUGGGUUACCCAGUCUUCUAGAUUGUUCUCCCCUCACUCUCUGCUACGGCUCAUCCUUCUAGAACAUAGGCCAGGUCUGAGCUGCCCGUCUCAGUAUGAAUGAGUCAGGCUGCAGGAGGGUGCGGGGCAUGGAGGUGGGGAGGGAGAGUGCCAGCAAAUCCAUCUGCUGGUAACGAAGAGUCUUGACUGUGAAUUAAUUUCAUGCCCUAAAAGACCAAUCCAGUUCUGCUCAACUAUGUAGCAUCUUAAAAGAAGAAAUUAAAAUAAAGUCCCAAAUUAAGA
Messenger RNA from Arvicola amphibius (Eurasian water vole), 2020 nucleotides. It is a transcript of the gene Vapb, whose product is annotated as VAMP associated protein B and C. Gene Ontology annotation, molecular function: FFAT motif binding. NCBI's taxonomy places the organism in Eukaryota, Metazoa, Chordata, Mammalia, Rodentia, Cricetidae. The record is from RefSeq and is a predicted model, not a curated record. Gene Ontology annotation, cellular component: endoplasmic reticulum membrane; plasma membrane. The transcript is spliced from 6 exons. The coding region runs from base 95 to 826 and encodes 243 amino acids. Gene Ontology annotation, biological process: endoplasmic reticulum membrane organization.